AGGAGGAGGAGGAGGAGGGACGGCUGCUCAGGUAACUCUCGCUCUCACAUCACCUGGAUCGCUCACACCGCCAUCCGCUCUCUCCGCCGCCGCACGCACCUCGCUAGCCCUCCUUGCUGACCCCUAACCUGACCCCCCCCGGCACUGCUGACCCCACCUGGACCCCCCACCUCCCCUCUCUGACCCCCCAUGAACCCCCUUCCGCUGACCUACCUAGCCGCUGACAAGUUCGGGACACGUUGAAAAGUUUGUCUGUUUGUUGGUUUCUGGUUCACGUUUCUUCGCGCUGACCUGUUGCGUGUGACCUGUUGAUGACCUCGCGUGACCUCGUGAGUUUGACCUGGUUUUGGACGUGUUUUUGACCUUGGGAUGCGAAGUGAGGAGAGGAAAUGGUGUGAAUGGUGACGAAACUAAAGAAAAAGUGCUAAUGUUGCAGUGGAAGUGAACGUAAAUUAGCGGAACGGAACUGCGGAUCAAAAAAGAACGGAAAGAACGGAACGGCGGAACUGUGAACGAAAAGCUAAGGAAAGGUGGAACAUUGAGAAGUGGAACGAAAAGAAACAAGGAAACGGUGGAACAUUGAGAAGUGGAACAAUAGGAAACAAGGAGGCGGUGGAACAUUCAAAAGGGGAGCAAAAAACACGAGAGCGGUGGAGCGGUGACCAGUGGAACGCUAAGAGGGACAGCGGAACAGAACCGUGGAGAGCUUGAAAGUGGAACGGUGGAAUGAUCGGGUGUUGACUUGUGGGGCGGUGGAUUAACGGAAGAGAAACAAGAAAAGGGUGGCACAAGUGGAACGUUAGCGAACCAAAACAAGUGGAAAUAAAAAAGCAACUGAGAGAAUGAAAAAAAUGAAGGAAAAUAUAUAUAAUCAGCGGCGAAUAAGUGAAUGAACGAGGGGGAAAAGGAGAGAUAGAAAGAUAAAGAAUGCGAUGUUGAGAAAGGAAUAGGAAGUAACGAGGAAGAAAAUGAAGGACACUGCGAAGGAAUGAAUAGAGAAAGUAUAAAGAGGAACAUCGCGUUGAAGCUCCCAGGGAAAAGAGGAAACUAAACAUUCACUUCAUUUAUACCUGGAAAAAGGAUUGGAACCUGUCACAAACUCGCAAAGGGAUUGAGCAGUUAUAAGGAAAGACAAUCCAAGACGCUAUUUCGCAGUAUGAGAAAAGAAACGACCAAUAAAACUAAGGAACUACGGAACUAACUACGAACUAAUGAGCUAAAAACAGACACAAGGAGGAGAGUUAUCAAGAGGAAACCCAAAGUGAGAACCGUCUUCCGAAAAAUAAGUUAAUCUUCUUCCUCUCCUUCGUGAAUCUACAUUUUGACCCUCUUAAUCUCUUUCUCCGCCUCUGUGUCUCGAUAACAAGUGACAAUCAGCGACCAGAAACAUUAAAAGCGAAAGAAAACUAAAUAAAAGAAGAAAUAAAAGAAAAGAACAGAGAAAAUAAGUAAAAUGAGCGACGAAAACAAUGAAAUCUCCCCUACAUCACAUGAAUUCGAACCCUUUGCCUGUGUUGCUGUAUAGACGAAGUGAAGAGAGAGACAAAAAAUAUAACCUUUAGAAUGCUUUGAGACUCACGCUUCUAAACAUACAACUUUCCUUUCCUUAACUUUCCUUCACUUAUACUUUUGUUUCGCUUAGAUAAGUGUCAGAGGCGUAUGUGUGAUAAAUAAAUGAUAGAUAUAUAUAUGUAAACAAAACUAGAUCGAUAAAGUUAGUUGUUAUAGACGUAUACGAGAGCUCAGUGUUAAUCUAUAUAUAUUUUGGUGUUACUUGUUAGGUAGAAAUUAGCGAAAAAACAUUUAUUGUAAAGAACUUAAAGUAGAGAUGAGUUUAUAAACUUUCGAUAGACCAGACGAAAUCCUAAGCACAAACAAACAAACCAGCAAACAAACAAACACCAACUACCUCGCAAAAUCAAAAUUAGACAAAAGGAAAAAAAAAACAGGUGAGGGAAAAAGGUAAACAUGAACAGAGAAAGAUAAAUGAAUAAGUGAAAGAAAACAUAAGAAUUGAAAUAAAGUCUAGAGAAUUGAAAAACACGAAAAAUAGACAGUUUGAGCGAAAGAAAAGAAAGACGAUGAAUUGAUAAAAACAAACGUAAAAGAAAAGAAGUGUAUAAAACUAGAAAAAGAGAACACAAACAAUAAAGAGAAGAAGCUGAAUAAAACUAGGAAAAUAAUAAAAACAGACUAAAAAAGGAGAAAACAAAAAGAGAGGAAGAAAAGACCCUGAAUUGAUGAGAAAAGGAAAGUGGAAAAAAAACUUAAAACUUACCAAAAAAAAAAGAAAGAAUGAUAAAAUAACAAACCAAAAAAAAAAAAUAACCCAAGACUAUGAAAAGAUAAAACAGACAAAAUAAACACGUACGAAAUCUAAAAUAAAGGAAAAAAAUGUUAAAAUAAUUCGAAAAAAGGAGGAAAAGAGGAAACCAAACCCACAUGUAACCUUAUUAGUGUAAAAAGACAGGAAAUGAAGGAAAUACAAAACUGACCUAAAAAUAAAGAAAAAAGGAGGAAGAAGAAAAGGAAGGAAAGAGAAAACGGGGCAAGAAUGUAAUGAGAAGAAAACUGAAACCCGUCCAAUUAAAAAACGAGAAGGAAAGAGAAGGAGAGAAGAGGUGAGAAAUUGAGAGAUAAGAGAAACGAUAAGAAAGAACGAGAGGGAAAGAGAAGGAGAAAGAUAAAGAGAAAGAAAGAAGAGGUGAUAAAUUAAGAGAUACGAGAAACGAUAAUAAAAAAAAUAAAAAAUUAAGGAAGGAAAAAACUUCUUACUUGAAAAAAAUCGAUUAAAAGGAAAGAAAGAAAAAAUAAAAAGAGAAAGAAAAAAUCGAAAAAGGAAAUAAAAUAAAAAAGGGAAAGAGGAAAACAAAUCGAAAAAAGGAAAGACAGAAAAAAAUAAAGAGAAAGAGAAAAAAAAAGGAAAGGCAAAAUAAGAAUAGAAAAAAUUAAAAAAAAAGGAAAAACAAAGAAUAAAAAAAAAGAGAAAGAGAAGAAGAGAAAGUUAAAAGAUAAACGAAACGAAAAACGAAAACAUAUCAAGAAGGAAAACAGAGAAACUUUCACUCAAGUAAACAAAAAUAACGAGAAGGAAGGAGACAGAGAAAAGACAGAAAUAGAACAGAAAGAGAGAGAAAAAAAGAUGAGAUAAACAGAGAUAAAGUUACGAGACAAAAUAAAUAAGGAGAAAAAAAAGAGAAGGAUACAGGAGAGAAAGAUUAAAGAGACAGUGACGGAGAAGAGAGAUAAAGAAGGAAAGAGGGAGAGAAGGAGACAUUGCUGAAAAUAGAAGAAAAGAGAGAUAGAAUAAUUGACGGAACAGACAAAUAGAAGAUAAAAAGGAAAGAGAAAAGGAGAAAAACACACACAUAGAAGACAGAAUAAAGCAGGAAACAAGAAAAAAAACGAGAGAAAAAAAGACAAACACAAAUAAAAAAUAAAAAAAAUUAAAUACGAGCAAACUAUAGACGAAAGGAAAGAAACCACAUAACCAUUGACGCAGCAACCUAACACCACACCUAUUCACCACAACCACCAUCACUACCACCAGCACCACCAUCAUCAUCACCCUCAGAGCCGGAGCAGAAGGAUCGAGGGAAGUCCUACUGAGUCCUACAGGAUUAUUCGACGUCCACAGGAAACCUAACAAGUCCUGCACGGGUUAAUUGGGUUCCCCCUUACACCUGCCCACCCUCAUUCCCAGCAGUAGGCAGAGUGAGGCAAUGAGAGUGAGUGAUUCUGCAUAGUCUACUUGAACUCUGAGUUCCUCUUGCUUUCUCUUGACUUGCGGUGCUGGAGGCGGAAGAAGCAACAGGAGGGGGAGAAGGAGGAAGAGGAAAGGCAAGAGGAAGACCCGGGAGUAAGAGGAGGAGGAGGAGAAGGAGGAGGAGGAGGAGGAGGAAACAGGAAUGGCAGCAGAAGCAGUAGGGACGAGGAGGAGGAGGACGAGGAAGGAGGAGAGGACCUUGUGGUGAGGGGAAGAGUAAAGAGGAAGAGGAAGAGGAAGAGGAAGAGGGCAGAAUGCUGGUCCUCGCUCUCGGCCUUGUGCUCACCGUUGCCCUUCUUCUUGCGUUCCUCUCCAGCGCGUUCAUCUUCUUCAUCAUCCUCACCAGCAAACAGUACAAGAACAGCACCAGCCUGCUCCACCUGCAGCUGAUGGUGGCCGGCGUGCUGCUGUCCCUGCUGUUUGUCAUUUUCUCCACGCCUUCCAUCAUCCAGGGUCGAUGGCUGCUGCAGCGAUCACUGUGGGCAGAGGACACCUCGGGGGACGCCUCGGACCCGGGCCUGGACGCCAAUGACUCAUUGUCUUCCUCGGCGGAGCUGCAGCAGCAGGGCGGCGCCGGCAACACGAGUGGCGGCGCCGGCAACGCGAGUGGCGGCGGAGCGGCGGGGGACAGUCUGGAGCAGAGCGACGUGGUGUGCCGCAUGUACGGCUUCCUGCUGGUGACGCUGCACACGGUGGCGGUGUGGGUUGUGGUGGGGCUGCACUGCGAUAAGUACUGCGCCAUCGCCACGCCGCUACGCUACAACCAGGUGGUGACGCGGCCGCGGGUGGCGGCGUGCUCUGCGCUGGCCUGGCUGCUGGGCGUGGGCCUGGCCGUGCCGCCCCUCGCCACCACCUACGGCUACACCUUCACCCAGGGCGUGUGCCUGCCCGCCUGGCACCUCCCGCAGGCCACCGCCUACACCUGGACGCUCACCUCCUUCUGCAUCCUGCUGCCCUUCGCCAUCAUUCUCAUCGUGAACACCCGAAUCGUGCUGAUCGCGCGCCACCAUCAGCACCGCAUCUUCUCCGCCAUCUUCGAGGUCAUGAUGUCCGCCCAGGCCACCGUCACGCACCAGAAGAACCCCUUCGACAUUCCCAAGAAGAAGCGUAAGUCUGUGUGGACAGUAUUAGAGCAGAUCGCAGCCUUCGUGGCCUGCUACUGCCCCUUCUUCUGCACGGUGGCGUGGGAGUCCCUGCACGCCCGCCGCGCCAACCAGUACUGGGUGCUGCUGGGCACGGCGCCGCUGCUGGCCGCGCCCCUCGUCAACUCCUUCAUUUACGGCUUCAAGUGUAAAAACAUCCGCAAGGCGUUCAGGAACUACCUCAGGAAGAAGCUCUACAAGACGGAGAUGAAGCACGAGAUCCAGGCCCGCAUCCCCUCAGCCAGCAACUCGCGGCGGCCCUCGCUAUCCUCUACCCUGGCCAUGCCCAUCCUGCACCGCUCCCUGCAGCGCCGCAUGUCAGACUACCUCCUGCAGGACGCCGCCGCCAGCCCGGGGCCCAAGCUAGUACGCCGCUCCUCAGACCUGUCCUGGCACCCGCUGGAGGACGGCACGCCCUCCCCCACCCGCCUGCGUCGCCCCAUGGACACCACCAAGCUGCCUCUCUCCGCCUCCUCCGACGGAUCCCGCUCUCCUGCCAGUGUGUCCAACUUCCUGACGGUGCCCACCUUCGAGGCGGCGCGCUCCUACUGCCUAGGCCAGCAGCGCGUGCGGCUGUCCCUGUCCUCGUUAGACUCCGAGGGGAGCGUCAGCCUGCGGGACGACGAUGUCGCCGCGGACCCACUGCACCAGCACCACCAGUAUGAGGACGGCUCGCCCCUGCCCGUUGACCUGGACCUCGGCGUACCCAAGUCACAGUCUCUGUCCCUAGUGGCGUGCCGCAGCCCAGAGGCGCCGUCCGGAGAGGAGCGGACGGCGCCGGACAGUCAGACGCCUCUGCUGUGCAAGGCCUUCGAGCGCCCCGCCCGCAGCGCCAGCCUCAAUUCCUCGUCACCGCAUGUCCUGCGGACGCUGGAGGCAAUCCUGUCAGUGCGAAUCUCCCAGUCACUCCUGCGACGCGGCUCGGGCUGGGGCGGCUCCCAGGGCAGCCUGGAGCGGCUGGCCGCCUUCCUGCGGGACAGCCGCCGCCCCGCCAGCCAUUGUUCUCCCUCCGCCCUGCAGCGCCAGAGGACCGUUGAGGACACGGACCUCAGUGUGCUCACUUUCAUCACGCCGCUGCCCAACGGUAACGCCUGCGUGGCGCCCUGCGACAAGGAGCCCCGCGAGACGCCCCUGCUGGUGCCCUAAAGAGGGCAGCCCCCCCCCGCCCCGCCCCGCCCGGUGUUAGUGUAGCGUGUGUAGCCUCACCCACCCAGACACCACAGCUGACCGUGAAUAUAUGAAGGUACUGA
Messenger RNA from Eriocheir sinensis (Chinese mitten crab), 6158 nucleotides. RefSeq lists its product as uncharacterized. Bases 4021 to 6054 code for a protein of 677 amino acids. Lineage: Eukaryota; Metazoa; Arthropoda; Malacostraca; Decapoda; Varunidae. Gene Ontology annotation, molecular function: G protein-coupled receptor activity. Gene Ontology annotation, biological process: G protein-coupled receptor signaling pathway. The transcript is spliced from 6 exons. The record is from RefSeq and is a predicted model, not a curated record. Gene Ontology annotation, cellular component: membrane; photoreceptor outer segment.